UCAACAUUUUCAUUUGAUUUGCUAUCAUGCUAAGUGAUUCUAUGAUUUUGUAAGUUGUAACUUGUUUUAGUUUGUAACGGGACUAAUGAACAAGUAGUGUUUAGAUUCAUCAUUCAGACAUUUUUUUAAUCUUAUGAACUAUAAUAUUUAUCUCUUCAAUAUUGUUCACAAUUACUAUGAAUCAUGGAAUGUACCCAUAUAUUAGAUAACGUUUGUAUUGAGCUAAAUGGAGAAUUGAGUAGCGAGGACAUAACGAAAACAAAGAAAUUCGAUUGUUCAGAAUGUGGUGUUACAGAACAGAAUUGGCUGUGUCUGUAUUGCGGAAUAGUGAGUUGCGGCAGAUAUGUAAAUGGUCAUGCAAAGAAACAUUCAGAAAUAUCUGAUCAUCAAUUAUGUAUGAGCUGCGAUGUUUAUUCUGUUUAUUGCUACAAAUGUGAUGAAUAUGUUGCAAAGGACACAGAACAAGAAAACAUAGAUAAAAUAAGAAAAAUAAUAGCUGACAUCAGAAAAAAUAGAGAAGCAGAAUUAAAAUCAGGUCAAACACAAGUGAGAUAUGGCGAUCAACAAUUUGUAAAAACAGAUAUAGUUGAUAAGUCAGAUUUAGCCUAUGAUAGUAUCAUAAAUUCAGAAGUAACACCUUCGACUUCUUCUGACUCAGACACUCACCUAAAUGAUAUAGAUAGUAAAACAGGACACUCCAUAAAGAAUUCUGAAGAUACUGUUAGAAACCUAAGACCUAGACUAAGAAAACGAUCUCACAAUGAUGGUGCAAAUGUAUUGGAAAACACACAUCAAUUCAAAAGUAAAGAGAAAAAGUUGUCACCGAUAAUUGGAAAGAGCAACAGAGACAAAAAAGUGGUUGGAUUAAAAAAUUUGGGGAACACAUGCUUUAUGAAUGCAGUAUUACAAAGCUUGAGUAAUAUACAAGAGUUUAGUUGUUACUUUAGUCAGUUACCAUCAUUAGAGGCAAAGACUAAUGGACGAAAGGUUUAUCAUUCAAGGAGUUACACUAGGCAGGAAAUUAAUGAUGUUGUAAUGGCUGAGGAGCUGAGAAAGGUGUUGAUAAAUUUGAACAAUAGCUGUGGUUCAAAGAGUGCUAUAUCACCGGAGUGCUUGUUCCUUGUUAUUUGGAAGGUGGUGCCAAGGUUCCGAGGCUACCAGCAACAGGAUGCACAUGAGUUUCUUAGAUAUAUGCUUGACAGAUUGCACACGGAAUUACUGCAGCUCUUGCCUCCAGACAAGGAAGAGAGUGGUUGUAUACCGAGGACCCCAUCUGCUUCUAUAGUCACUGCUGUGUUUGGUGGCACACUACAGAGUGAGGUUCGUUGCUUAGCGUGUGGAACGGAUAGCAACAAGUAUGAUCCAUUUUUAGAUCUAUCACUGGAACUACCGGAAACGGGACGACAUGAUGCCCCUGUCCCACUCACAGACUGUCUUGCAAGCUUCGUGCAGGUAGAAGAGCUGGCAGACACAGAGAGAUACUUUUGCAGCAGCUGCGAGUGUAAACAGAAAUCGACUAAGCAAUUCUGGAUACGGCGGCUGCCUAACGUUCUCUGUUUGCAUCUCAAGAGGUUCCGUUGGCAUAAUUACUUCAGAACCAAAGUGGACACCAGUAUAUCGUUUCCGCUGCGUGCGCUAGACAUGUCUCAGUUCGUCUUGGGCGCGGAUGGCACUACAGUCGCCGACCGUUCUCGGAGCCCUGCCGACCUCUACGAUCUGGCAGCGCUCAUCGUGCACCACGGCUCCGGCGCCGGAUCGGGCCACUACACGGCGUUUGCCAUCAACGAGGAGCAGUGGUUCCACUUUAACGAUCAGACAGUUCGUGCGACGGACGCGGAAGUCGUGGCCACCUGCAAGCCCUACAUCAUGUUCUACAUUCGGCGCGAGUUCACUCUGCCCAACGCUGACACCUGACAAUACUAGAGAACGUAUUUUCUCCACUCUGCUAUUUCAUUAAACAUGCCAUCUCAACAAACGACGCCGACGCCAUUUUGAUUAUUUUUACGUCAUAUAUAAAGUCCACUUGUAAUCGUUCAAAUUGUAAAAAGAAAAGGUCUUUUGGACUUGACUUGAUGAAUUAAACAACAUUCAGUUUGAAUAUUAUUUCUAAAUUGCGAUGAAAUUUGUUCAACUACUUUUGUGAUUAGGGCUGGUAAAUUAUUAUGAAAACGACCGGCAAUGGCAAAAACAUUUAAACCAUACGGCCUUAUCAAUAAAAACUCUUUCGUAUCUCGUAAAAAUGAUCUCGUAUGAUAAAUAUAUGAAAUAACAUUGCGAUUUUUAACUAAUGAACAAAGCAUUUAAAAUUACACUUAAGAAAUGAUCAUAAUUUUAAGAAAAAUAACAUAUAUUUUGAUAGCAUAUCAAAACCAGAAAUCAUACGAUUGGACCGAGUUCAUUGCUGACUUCAGAUUUGAUAUAUUAAUUGACUGCUGAUUAACUGCCUAACUGAAAUGUCAUUUGGUAUAAAACUUUAUCUUUGCGACACAUAAGUACUCAUCUCUAUUAAAUGGCAUUUUUGAUAUGCCCGAUAUUUAAAUGUCAUUAGAAACGAUUUUCUCUCGAGUGUCUGAAGGUAUUUACAUGUAGUUGGUAGAUUGAAGUUAUUACUUAUUAUUACACUUUUAUUAUUCAUAUAACUGUCUGUUGAUGAGCUAAUACACCUGUAAAAUGUAAUAAAAAUUGGUAUUACAGUGAUAACGGACUUGUAAAAUAUUGUGUGUAUGAUACUGACGCAGGAAAGACACUGUUUCUUUGGGAUAAAAUAUUGCCAGGUUUUUGUUAGUUAGCAUAAAUUGAAUUGCUAAAAUAAAAAAACUUUUAAUGUAUAUUCAUCCAAUAUGAGAGAUCAAGAGGUGUGUUGCUGACUUUUAGUUUGGAGUAUCGUCUAAGCUUCUGGUCCAUAACAGCCGUUCCCAAUUUUCAGUCUCUGGUUGUGGCCCACUUGAGAUAAAAAUCGUAACUAACGUGAGUCCUUAUCCGUAAAUGCUGAGUUUCAGUGGGAGGAUGUAUAGCGUACCAGCGAUAGAAGUUUGUAUGGAAAUUGCAAUUCACGCGUUCUAAUAUAAGGCGAUAAGAAUGUAAUAAUUAAAUUAUCGUGUAUAUUGGGACAGCUUCAGAUUAUUGAAAGCUAAUUACUGACAGUAGAUGGUAGUAAUUUAUCUCUAUCUAUAAAUCGUAUAUUGGAAACGGCCGUAAGUCGUAUCGGUUCGGGGAAACUGCACCCGGUUAUUGAUUACACCCGAUGUAGAUCGCCAGACGUCAGUAUGAUGCAGGAAAUGACUGACUGGUAAACUUACAUUUUUAUUGAAUACUUAUUAAACUUAAUUAUAUUAUGUAUUUCAUUAAAUACCUUAAUUCCGUAUAACAAUUGCCAUCUAAAGAGAUUCUUUUAUAUUUCUGAGCCACCUGUGUUGUGUCGAUAUUAAUACUUUUUAUAUUAGAACAGUGUCAUACUAGGUUGUUUUAUUAUCAUAUGUAUGUAGGUAGGUACUCAAAGUUGCAAAUGUAUGUAGUUAGUGCUAAAUGUUCCCGUUGCUCAUUGAUGUUUGUGACGUCAAAACCCACCGCAUACUAUAUUUUUUUUAUUUCAAUGAAAUUAUUUUAAAAUGGAUUUAUUUAAUAAGUUGCAUGGAGCUCAUAAACGAAUUACAGACACUGCAUUUCGUAUCAAGUACAAUGGUUUGUUUUAGCAUAUAUUAAUAAUAAGAAGAAAUAGGCUCUACAUUCCUGAUAUACAUAGUUAAAGAUUUUUAAAUGUCAUUGUGUCGUAUGAAUUUUAUGUCUGAAGAUAUAGCUGGUAUUAUAUGUUAAGUGUUUUAAUCGCUAAACCACAACAUAAUGUGCUUUUAUAUCCAUCUAUGUAUGCUAUGCAAGACGAAAGUCUUAUAACCCGUUUAAUUACAUUCAGCCCAUAUGUAACGUUAAAAACUACUGCAGCAAAAUUACUUAAUGAUUAUCAAAUAGUUACACUGUAACAUACAUAAUGUUAUUUAUUUAACAAGAUAUCAUCUUAAAAUAUUGCCUAAAAGGGCAUGCUUAUCUACACUCUUAUAUCAUUAAUUAAAUUUUUAAAUCUUUAUCGUAAAGACCAAGGCACACGUCCGCUUUAUCCAAGCGCUUAGCACAGAGUGGCAAUGAGCACCAACCCGAUUACACACUUAUGUCCUGCUCGCUGUCGUGGGCUGAAUGUAAACGGGGUAUUGUAACUUUAUUGGAUAGCAGUGAAUGUGUUUCAUCUUUGAAACUUUUAUUUCCCUGCCAUGAAACUUGUAUUUUGUCACAAUGCAAUAAUAGCUUAUGCGUGAUAUUUAUUCGUAACCACAGACAAUUCUACCUAAAGACGACGCGCUUCUGGUGAUAUACUUUAGCACAGGUUUGGAAGUGACACUGCAUAACAGCCGGCACCGCUCCGUUACGUCUCUCAGUCCGCCGAGAGGCAUAGUGAUAACAUUGUCCGUGGUACUGUUAUAACCUAAAAUGCCGUAUUGUCCAGUGAAAUUGUAUGGAAAGUGGAAUACACAACGUCUAGUCUCAUGAAAUUCUUUCCAUCAUUAAUCAUUGAAAUAAUUCAUUACCCAAAAAUAAAAUUUAAAGAGAGCUUUUUUUCGUUAAUAAAUUCCCAUGAAAUUAUCUCGCUCAUUGAUCGAUUCGACUCGGACAUGUUGAGUUGUCACUGACACUGCUAACUAUGACGAGUAUUUGAACGAUCCAAUUGUAACUAGCCGACCCCGCCUCCUGCUCCCCACGUUUUUUUUUUCGUACUAAAAUUCUUGAAAAUUCUUUUAGGUUGAAUUGUCUGUAUUCGUAACACAAUGAAUUGAAUAAUGCCUAAAUGAAAACGCUUGAGUAUUCAUGUAAGGAGUUUUAUCUAAUGUAAGGUGAAACUGUCUCUGGUGUAUCAUUUUAUUAAAUUGAGUUAUAUUAGGUGAAAGUCUAAGGCUGAGAUCUAUAGAGCGAAAUUACGCAAUACUUUCCUGAGUGUGAUAAAACGUGUAAUUGACUUUUGUAUUCGGCUGCCUUAGCUCAAUAUAAUUUCAGCUGUCAAAUGACUUUAAAAACGAAAUAAAUGAUUAUGCUAAGCCAGCACUAGCUAUUUACAUGAGUCAAGUUUGAGUAAAGUUUACCAGUUUGUAAAGCUCCUUUGCACCGGAUGCCGGCUAGAUUAUGGGUACCACAACGGCGCCUAUUUCUGCCGUGAAGCAGUAAUGUGUAAGCAUUACUGUGUUUCGGUCUGAAGGGCGCCGUAGCUAGUGAAAUAGCAAAUGAGACUUAACAUCUUAUGUCUCAAGGUGACAAGCGCAAUUGUGGUGCCGCUCAGAAUUUUUGAGGUUUUCAAGAAUCCUGACCGGCACUGCAUUUUAAUGGGCGGGGCGUAUCAAUUACUAUCAGCUGCACGUCCUGCUCGUCUCGUCCCUUAUUAUCAUUAAAAAAAAAGUCUAAGUUGGCUCUAUAGAUCUAAGUCUAAACCAUAUUAUGUGAUGUAACUAUUAUUUACCUUGAACAAAUGUAUGUUUCAAUACUCUACUAGAGUUGCGUAAUAUGUCCUGGUUUAAUCUAAGUACUUCGAUUACUUGAUUUUUUGUGAUUGAAUUUAAUAAAUUCGCCAUUUAAAUUA
Messenger RNA from Leptidea sinapis, 5617 nucleotides. Its product is annotated as ubiquitin carboxyl-terminal hydrolase 3-like. Gene Ontology annotation, molecular function: cysteine-type deubiquitinase activity; zinc ion binding. The coding region runs from base 184 to 1914 and encodes 576 amino acids. Gene Ontology annotation, cellular component: cytoplasm. Lineage: Eukaryota; Metazoa; Arthropoda; Insecta; Lepidoptera; Pieridae. Gene Ontology annotation, biological process: protein deubiquitination. The record is from RefSeq and is a predicted model, not a curated record. The transcript has 10 exons.